Molecule: messenger RNA, 2991 nt
Organism: Malassezia restricta
Lineage: Eukaryota; Fungi; Basidiomycota; Malasseziomycetes; Malasseziales; Malasseziaceae
Product: alanyl-tRNA synthetase
Exons: 1
Coding region: 1-2991 (996 amino acids)
Biological process (GO): tRNA modification; alanyl-tRNA aminoacylation
Cellular component (GO): mitochondrion; cytoplasm
Molecular function (GO): alanine-tRNA ligase activity; nucleic acid binding; aminoacyl-tRNA deacylase activity
Source: RefSeq, a predicted model, not a curated record
AUGCCUUUUGGCCGUUGGCUGGUACAAUUCGUUCGACCGGUUCCAACGUGUUUUUCUUCUGGCAUACUGCAUUUUUGUCGUCCAUCAAGCACACUAACCAUGUCGAAUACGAGUGCUGCGAACCCGCCAGCGUGGCCGGCGCUCAAAGUGCGCAGCGCUUUCAUGGACUUUUUCCGUGAAAGGGGCCACACAUUUGUGCCAUCCAGCUCGACAGUGCCUUACGAUGACCCAACUUUGCUAUUCGCCAAUGCUGGUAUGAAUCAGUACAAGUCCAUUUUCCUCGGCACAGUGGAUCCUGCGUCCGACUUUUCCAAGUUGCGUCGUGCUGUCAACUCCCAGAAGUGCAUUCGUGCUGGAGGUAAGCACAAUGAUUUGGACGAUGUUGGUAAGGACACGUAUCAUCAUACUUUCUUCGAGAUGCUUGGUAACUGGAGCUUUGGCGACUACUUUAAGGAGGAAGCUAUUGCUUAUGCGUGGAAACUUCUCACGGAGGUGUAUGGCCUUUCGAAGGAUCGUUUGUAUGUGACAUACUUUGAAGGUGACGCCGCGCAGGGUCUGCAGCCUGACAUGGAAGCGCUCGACAUUUGGCGCAAGGUCGGCGUGGCUGAUGACCAUAUCCUUCCGGGCGAUGCAAAGGACAACUUUUGGGAAAUGGGCGCGACGGGCCCGUGUGGUCCAUGCAGUGAAAUCCACUACGACCGUAUCGGUAACCGCAACGCAGCGAGUCUCGUCAACAUGGAUGAUCCGAAUGUCAUUGAGGUAUGGAACAAUGUGUUCAUCCAGUUCAACCGCGAGGAGGAUGGCUCGCUUCGUCCGCUCCCUGCGCGUCACAUUGAUACAGGUAUGGGCUUUGAACGCCUUGUGUCGAUCCUACAGGACAAGAGCUCCAACUACGAUACAGAUGUAUUUUCUCCAUUGUUUGCACGCAUCCAAGAGCUCACAGGCGCCCGCGCGUACUCUGGCAAGUUGGGCGCAGAGGAUGUGGAUGGCAUUGACACGGCCUACCGUGUCGUAGCCGACCAUAUUCGUACGCUGACAUUUGCUAUAAGCGACGGCUGCAUUCCUGACAAAGAUGGCCGUGGCUACGUUCUGCGCCGCAUUCUGCGACGGGGUACGCGCUUUGUUCGCAAGUACUUCCAGGUGCCUAUCGGCCACUUUUUCUCGCGCCUCGUUCCAACCCUGGUAGAGCAGAUGGGUGACUUCUUUCCCGAGAUCACCAAGAGGGUGGCUGAUUUGCAGUCGAUUCUUGAUGAAGAAGAGCGCUCUUUUGCUCGUACAUUGGACCGUGGUGAAAAACUGUUUGAGCAGUAUGCCCAUGCCGCUCGUGCCGAGGGCCGUACCAAGCUGAGUGGUACAGACGUGUGGCGCUUGUACGACACCUACGGUUUCCCCGUGGACCUGACCAGCAUCAUGGCGGAGGAACAGGGUCUGACUUUUGAUCAGGCUGAAUUCGAAAAGGCGCAGGCGGAGAGCCGUGAAGCCAGCAAGGGCCAAGGCAAGCAGCAAGAGGCGAAUGCCGUCAAAUUGGAUGUACACGAUCUCGGCUACCUGGAUGAGACUGCCAGUGUGCCCAAGACGAACGACCAGUUCAAGUAUGACACACCCUCGAUGCAGGCACACGUCAAGGCCGUGUUCCAGGAUCACAAAUUCGUCUCAGACUCAGACUCGGUGCCCAAAGUCGGCGAGCCAUUUGGUAUUCUGCUAGACCAGACGAACAUGUAUGCGGAGAGCGGUGGUCAGCAGGCGGACACGGGAAGUCUCGUCAUCGAUGGAAAAGCAGAGUUUGAAGUGACAGAUGUGCAAGUGUCCAAUGGCUAUGUGUUGCACAUUGGUUUCCUCAAGUACGGUACACUACGUGUGGAUGACCAGGUGAUGGUGAACUACGACGAGGCGCGUCGUCGUCCGCUGCGCAACAACCACACUGGCACACACAUCCUCAACUUUGGUCUGCGUGAGAUUUUGGGUGAUCACGUCGACCAAAAGGGCUCGCUUGUGGCUCCUACCAAGCUGCGCUUCGACUUUUCGCACAAGGCACCGGUGAACGUGGCUGAGCUCGCGAAGAUCGAAGACAUGAGCAACGACUUUAUCAAGCGCGAUGUGAAUGUGUACGGCAAAGACAUGUCGCUGGAAGAAGCUCAGAAGAUCCCAGGUCUCCGUGCCGUCUUUGGUGAAUCGUACCCGAAUCCUGUGCGUGUGGUCGCCAUCGAAUUUGACGUCGAGGAGAUGGCCAAGGACCUUACGAACCCGCGCUGGCGCAGUACGUCUGUCGAGUUCUGCGGUGGUACGCACGUCCGGCGGACGGGCGAAAUUGGUCGCUUGGUGAUCACGGAGGAGAGCGGUAUCGCUAAGGGCACGCGUCGUAUUGUAGCUGUGACCGGUGACGAGGCAUCAGAGGUAUCGCGCACGGCUGAGGAGGCCGCUCGGCGUCUCGAGGACAUCAGCAAGGUGACCGACGAUGCUGCGAAGGACGCCCAGCUCAAGGCAUUCAGUGUCGAGUUGGCACGCAUGGAUAUGAGUGUGGUGCGCAAGGACGAGCUCAAGACGCAGUUUGCCAAGAUCCGCAAGGAGCUCGACACGCGCCUCAAGGCGCGCGCAGCUGCUGAUGUCAAGACGGCACAGGAAGCUGUGCAGAACUACUUCUCUGAGAACCCAGAUGCGCCGGUCUACAUUGCCCAGCUGAAGACGGGUGCCAACUCCAAGGCACUGCAGUCGGGUGUGUCGGUGGCACGCAAGCUCAAUAAGCCUGUCUACCUCUUUGCUCGUGAAUCGGGCGAGGGGAAGGCCAAAACGCUGUAUGGCAACUAUGUGCCUAAGGCUGAGCUGGACCGUGGUCUAGACGCUGUGUCGUGGAAUAAGACGGUCUCGGACAAGCUACAGGGCCGUGGUGGCGGUAAGCCGGACGGCGCGCAGGGCCAGGGCGAAGCAACGCAGGCUGAUGUGGAUGAGGCACUUGCACUAGCCACGUCGUUCUAUCGCAUGAAGCUGCAGUAA